AUGUUCGCAAAUGAAAUCAUACAUAAAGCUAGAACCUGUCCGCCAGUACUUAUUCUUGGUGAUACGACGUUGAGAUAUGUUGAUAAACAUACUCAUUUGGGGCUGGUUUUAACUCUAAAUUUGGAUUGGAUUUCACAUGUAGAUAACGUUUAUUCAAAAUGUUCCAGUAUGGUUGGAGCAUUAAAAUUGUUAUCUCGCUGUUUGGUACACGAUAAUAAUUUAAUCGACAGUAUAUGUAGACGAUAUGACAUACAUACGCUUGUUCAAACCGACAUAAUAACAACCGAACAACGAACAAAAUUAGAUGUAUUUGAAGAUAGUCUGUUUCUAGUCAUGAAAAUGAUUUAUCAUGAUAAUGCGAUUAAUGCUACUAUAAUUGAACAAGUUAGCUUUUAUUUAAAAGAAAAUAUUAUCAUCAUGUUUCAAGAAAAAUCUAAAGACAUUUUUGACACAAUAAAAAAUCGUAUUCGUCAAAAUAAAGGUCGAAUUCGCAAGUCAAAAAUUGAUUAUUUAUUUUAUAGUUUAGUUGAUAUAAUUGUCGAUCAUUACAUGGAUGUGUUGGACAUUAUCGGAAUUAAAGUUGAAGGAAUUGAUAAUCAAUUAAUGAAAACGUUAAAACGUGAUACAUUAGAAUCGAUUUAUGAUGUUAAACGAGAAAUGUUAUAUUUGAGAAGAUCAAUUUCACCAUUGAAAGAAAUCGUUAUCAAAUUACAAAAAGAAGAGGAGACACAGAUAAUGCAAGAGAGUACAAAUAUUUAUUUAAAAGAUUUGUUUGAUCAUGUUGUACAAGUAAACGAUUCAAUAGAUACAUAUCGUGAAAUGUUGGCAUCAUUUAUCGAUUUUUAUAUGAUGUUAAACAGUAAUGCAAUGAAUGAAGUUGUGAAAACUUUGACCAUUAUAUCGACUAUAUUUAUUCCACUCACGUUCAUUGGUGGUAUAUAUGGUAUGAAUUUCGAUAAUAUGCCAGAAUUAAGGUGGAGAUUGAAAGAUGGUGUUUAUAAAGUCUGA
Messenger RNA from Didymodactylos carnosus, 1008 nucleotides. NCBI's taxonomy places the organism in Eukaryota, Metazoa, Rotifera, Eurotatoria, Philodinida, Philodinidae. The record is from the annotation of a GenBank genome assembly.